Molecule: messenger RNA, 702 nt
Organism: Hemiscyllium ocellatum (epaulette shark)
Lineage: Eukaryota; Metazoa; Chordata; Chondrichthyes; Orectolobiformes; Hemiscylliidae
Product: zinc finger protein 239-like
Exons: 2
Coding region: 1-702 (233 amino acids)
Biological process (GO): regulation of transcription by RNA polymerase II
Cellular component (GO): nucleus
Molecular function (GO): RNA polymerase II transcription regulatory region sequence-specific DNA binding; DNA-binding transcription factor activity, RNA polymerase II-specific
Source: RefSeq, a predicted model, not a curated record
AUGGUGACUGCCCGGAGGCUGUUGCCAGAGGAGGCGGUGGAAGCAGACACAAUAACAUCAUUCAAGAAGCACCUGGAUUGGAAGAGAGUGGAGGUACACAAACCCGACACAAGCAAGUUCACACUGAGGAGAGGCCGUUGUGUUGCUCUGAGUGUGGGAAAGGAUUUGUUAAGCCGUCUGCCUUGGUUAUUCACCAAACGGCUUCUCACUGGGGAGAGGCUGUUCCCCUGCUCUCAGUGUGGGAAAGGAUUCGCUCAGUCAUCGAGCUUGGUCGAACAACAACGGCUUCACUCUGGGGAGAGGUCGUUUCCCUGCUCUCACUGUGGGAAGAGAUUCUCUGAUUUGUACUCCAUGCUACGACAUGAACGGAUUCACACCGGGGAAAGGCGGUGUGGGAAGGAAUGCACUCAAUUAUCCAGCCUGCAGAGACACCAGCGGAUUCACACCGGAGAGAGACCAUUCACCUGCUCUCAGUGCGGGAAGAAUUUCUCUCAAGUAUCCGACCUGCAGACAAACCAGCGAUUUCACAAUGGGGAGAGGCCAUUCACCUGCUCUCAGUGUGGGAAGAGAUACACUCAGUUUUCCAGCCUGCAGACACACCAGCGAGUUCACACUCGAGAGAGGCUGUCCACCUGCUCUCGGCGGCAGAAGGGAUACACUCGAGUAUCUAGCCAGCAGGAACACCAACGAGACCAUCAGUGA